AUGGUCUCGUUUACCAACCCCUUGUCUGGCUCAUCUGCGUCCCGGCAACGCAGUAACCCCCGGAGCAUCCAGUCUGCGGAGCCAGCCUUUGUUCCUCCAGCGAACCGGGCACGAUAUGUACCAAACAGCGCAUCGCAAGCAUUCCCUCUCUCUGAAGUCAUUCCAGAGUUGAUAGAGAACAAUCCAGCCAUACCCACCAGCCGCACGUGGACACCAAGCACCAGAACCCUGAAUUUUUCCAACGAUGGAGGUGAAGAACAGGAUCGAUCCGUCUUCGUAGAGAAAUACAACCAGGUAGCAACCAAGCACGGAGUGAGACCGUUAGUCGCUGGGGACUUUGACGCUCAUCUUCGCAAUCGGAGUGGCUCUUCCAGUCCUGAAAAGAAAAGUUGGCUCUCUCGAAUCUUUCGAGGAUCGUCCAACCAGUCGAUGCCAAAGAAGGCAGCCCCUGGGCUUUGGGCGCAUAAACGAAGCACCUCGGACCUGGGAUCCUCCAUUCGCUCUAAAUCAGAGCCCAGGAUUCUUGAUAUUCAAGACUUGGUGCGGUUGACUGGCAGCAGCCUGCUGUAUCUACCCCCAGGAUUCUCCCCUCACCCUUUGGCUCUUCCGACGUGCAUUCGAGCCACGGCUCAGUACCUUGCUGAGAACUCCGAUCUUCGAGGCGUUUUCCGAAUCCCAGGCUCCGUCAAGACUACAAAGGCUCUCUAUGAUUAUUAUUGUGACCCUAGUGGCAGUGACCUUCAUAUAUCCAGCACCACCUAUCAACCCACCCUGCCAACAUCCAUCCCGCAUCAUCUCCACGACGUGGCUUCUACCUUUAAACGCAUUCUCAAGGGGUUGCCAAUAGGUGUUUUGGGAUCGAUCACGUUGCUUGAUGCAUUUCUUGCAAUCUAUUCACAACUGCAAAAUCGACUGGACGUUCCAGCAGAGAAACUGAAAAAGACUCGUGCACGACUCAUUGCGUUGGCUAUCCAAACUAUUGACUCGCGACUCCAACGGGAUCUAAUUUGUGCAGUCUUUGGCUUGCUCAGUCUUAUUGGCCACGCCACUGAACAAUCGCCGGCCAGUGAUGCCGAUGGUCGAGCUUCCGCGCCUAGUGAGCUCAUGUCAUAUCAUGCUCUCGGAAUUAUAUUUGGUUCGUUGCUGGUUGGGUUAGACGAGCUUGACAACUAUGACAUAAAGGAGUCUUCAUCAACUUCUGGCCUAUCCCUGGUUCCGAUACCAGCAAAGAAGCGCCACAAUCGGCAAAAAGCAAAGGGACGCAAUCCUGAUGUUCCGGAUUUCUUCAAGGUCGAAGUCGUAAAUAACAUCGCCGAGAUGGUAAUUUCCAACUGGCAAGAUGUCGUUCGCCAGAUGCUGUUACUGGCAGCGAACCCUGACCAAAAGACGGCGCCAAUGCAAGAGACGCAUGACGAUUCCGAGUCCUCCAUCUGCGAAUCAUUCGUGGAGAACAAGGUCAGCAGGAUCACGGUUGUCUAG
Molecule: messenger RNA, 1479 nt
Organism: Trichoderma breve
Lineage: Eukaryota; Fungi; Ascomycota; Sordariomycetes; Hypocreales; Hypocreaceae
Product: rhoGAP domain-containing protein
Exons: 4
Coding region: 1-1479 (492 amino acids)
Biological process (GO): signal transduction
Source: RefSeq, a predicted model, not a curated record